Pantherophis guttatus is the source of this 1024-nucleotide messenger RNA. Lineage: Eukaryota; Metazoa; Chordata; Lepidosauria; Squamata; Colubridae. The record is from RefSeq and is a predicted model, not a curated record.
CGUAAGCGCGAGGACUGGGUGUAAGUCCCUUUUUUCAGUGCCGUUUGAAUGUCCUUUCAACGAAUGGGUCGUAAGACGAGGACUACCUCUAAUACGGGACGCAGCCAGUCGGUUCCAGCGGGCGAAGUCUUCCAUCGGUUUUGUGUUCUCCUCCAUUUUUCCCACAGGUCCGCGUACCGACCCGGGGUGAGUAAGAUCAGCUCCCGCGUCCUCCUUCGGUUCCCCCAAAGAGUGAAGAAUCGAGGGACAGCGGACUUCCUUCCGGUGAAGCCGCGACACCAGUGGGAGUGGCACAGCUGUCACCAGCAUUAUCAUAGCAUGGACGCCUUCAGCAACUAUGACCUUCUGGAUGUCGUCUCCCAUGAGAAGGUGGCCGAAGGUCACAAAGCCAGUUUCUGCCUGGAGGACACCUCUUGCGACGCAGGGGUCCGACGACGCUAUGCGUGCACCGCUCAUAUUCAGGGUCUGAGCCCAGGCUGUUACGAUACCUACCAUGCCAAUAUUGACUGCCAGUGGAUUGAUAUUACCGACGUCCCUCCUGGAAACUAUAUCCUCAAGGUGACCGUCAACCCCGAUUUCCUGGUGGCCGAAUCGGACUUCUCCAAUAACGUUGUCCAGUGUGAUAUUGUGUACACAGGGAUGUAUGUCGACACGCAAAACUGCCGAAUUACAAGCAGUUUCUGAAAAGAGAUUCCUCCAGUCCAGGAACCAAGCAUCCUUGAGAGGCCCAUUUUCGCCAUUUCGGAUGUCUUGAGUCCCAAGACAUCCCAUUCGACCCCAACUCUUUGCUGGAGAAGGAGGAUGGAGCGAAGAACCAAGAGGUCAUCUGGCUUGACCCCGUGCCCAUUUUCUGGGACGCAGAACCAAACUCUUGCUGGCACCUUGGCCCAUCCGUAGGAAGUGAUUGCCUUCAACGCCUGUUGAAGAUAAAACGAAUUCCCCUCUCACCUUUUUCCCCCUCCCCUAAUAUUACUGUGAAUAUCCUGCAAAAAUAACCCCAUAAAUAAUCUCUGGCUAUAGCAAA